AUUUAAGAAAAGCUUCUAAUUGAACUCAAUGUACAUUUCAGGUCCUUGUUGGAACUGGGUCCCGUAUUAUGAAUAUAAUUAGAAUAAAAACUUUGAAGGUUUAUGCCUUUGGGUUCUAUGUUCAUCCUUUUGAUGUCUGCCAGAAGUUGGGUCCAAAAUAUUCUUCUUUUCCCACGUAUGAACUGAACAACCAGCAUGAGUUUUACCAAGAUCUUUUGAGGGAGGAUAUCAACAUGACCGUUAGGCUUGUAGUUAGCUGCAAAUCCUGCAAUGGAAUCAAAAUUAAAAAUGUUAGAGAUUCUUUUGAGAAAUCCCUUCGAGCUUGACUGUUGAAGACAAAUCCUGAGACUGAUUUUCACUGCAUACAUACAUUUGGUUCAAUCUUCU
Molecule: messenger RNA, 387 nt
Organism: Ipomoea nil (Japanese morning glory)
Lineage: Eukaryota; Viridiplantae; Streptophyta; Magnoliopsida; Solanales; Convolvulaceae
Product: fatty-acid-binding protein 2-like
Exons: 5
Coding region: 69-326 (85 amino acids)
Cellular component (GO): chloroplast stroma
Molecular function (GO): fatty acid binding; intramolecular lyase activity
Source: RefSeq, a predicted model, not a curated record